This is a messenger RNA of Haliotis rufescens (red abalone), 11905 nucleotides long. Its product is annotated as helicase with zinc finger domain 2-like. NCBI's taxonomy places the organism in Eukaryota, Metazoa, Mollusca, Gastropoda, Lepetellida, Haliotidae. The coding region runs from base 548 to 7105 and encodes 2185 amino acids. The record is from RefSeq and is a predicted model, not a curated record. Gene Ontology annotation, molecular function: RNA binding; 5'-3' DNA helicase activity; RNA nuclease activity. The transcript is spliced from 19 exons.
CUUACGCGAUACCAGGAAGUGCAUUCAGCUUGAAAUAUUCUGUUAUGGAUAUCAUGCAAAAUGGCAGUUCAAAAUUAGGCUCGAUCAAAGUAAGGUAGUAUAAGCCACGUAUAUUCCCUCCGCAUGUGUUGACAUGGCGAAAAUUUGUACAUUCCUGUCGAUACUGUCAGCAAUCGAUGAGGAGUGGCCCCUACUUUCGCUUUCAUUCAAAUGACGGAGAACACAAUUCCAGCAAGCUGAUAGCCUUGCAUUGUGUGUCCAUCGAAUAUAUGGGUUUCCUGGUAUUUCCCGUGUUUCCGUAUUUCUAUUUUUGCCUCUGGUUCAACUAGACAUUGAUUUGUUGAUGAAGCAAAAUAACGUUAUAUGUAUGUGGUGCGUGAGAUAAUUAUAGCGACGAUGUCAUUUGCAUUGUAUAUAUAAGCUAAGUCGUCUGAACUGCGGCCACUUAAACAGUUUGAAUGAGAGAGUUCGGUUAUUCGUUGGAUACCUAUGUGUUGUAAGCAUCAACUACUAGCUGCAUGAAAAGCCUAGAUUAACCCACCACGCAAUGGAUCCUCUACUUUUACUUGAGCAGCUGCACUCCUUUUUUGCCACACCAGAAGGGAGCAUCAUGGGGCAGGCUAUCCAGCACAUGAUGUCGGAGACCAAGGACAUGAACGCCCUCCUGCAGGAGGGGAUAGAGAAGGUCAUAAACUCAGAGUUCACCCCGGGAGAAUGCAAUACACUGGUGACCUCCAUGAGACUCUGUCUGAGUCCAACAGGAACUCCACCAUCCCCGGAACUCCAGACUCAGGCCAUCAUACUCACCUGCAACUUCACCGACUUUGCCUUGACACAGGGGUGUGACAUGUUUCAAGCCUUCCAAUAUUUCUAUAGAACCAUGAUUCUACUGGACAUCACUGCUUGCCUGGAUGGUGCAGAGCCUGGCCGAGAACUGGUUCUAAACAUGGCCUGUGCCUAUUCUGCAGCCUCGCUAUGGAGGACUCUGUUCAUUGACACCCAGAUAUGGAGCAUUAAUCAAUCGAGCACACAAGGGCUGCUGCAGGACUUGAGGGAUUUAGCUUUCGAGUACAUGAAGGUGAAUCCAGCAUUCUCCUACUUUCUGUGCCUCGACCUUCUCCGAGCAUACAUGUUCAUUAGAAGCUGGUUCUCCCAAAAAGAAAAGACAAGGAAAAGAGGCGAUCUCAUUCUCCUGCUGGCCAAGUGCUGCUACCAAGCGGGGCAGUACAGACUUUGCACCAGAUACUGUAAAGAGGCCUGCGAGCUCUUUGACUGCGGCAGCUACAUUCCCUACGAGCUCUGGGCACGAGCUCUUCACAAGAACGGACAAUACAGAGCGGCACUCGACAAAGUGGAAUGUGCUAAGGACUGUAUUCAGGAGGAGAAAAUAAAGCAGCAUCUUCAGAAGUACAUGGACCAGCUGCGCCAGGAGAUGUCCACCUCUACGCAGCAGCCGACGAUGGAGCCAGAUGCUGAUUGGUUGACGGGGACCAACAUCAGCACCACACAGUUGCAGCAAGCACGGGCGCAACAGGCCAAGAAUGCUCACGUCAAGAAGAAAAGGCAUUCCAGACCAAGACGAGAACAUGUGGAACCCAUCCAGGUUAGUCACACUGACUGGCUCAAAGGUGGACCAAUGCAGAAGGGUGAACAAAGAUACCGAACAUCUAAUGGCUUGUCACUUCCUUUUGCUGGACAAGCAGGCAAGGACCCCUCACAGCUCAAUGUUGACAGCAACCCUCUUCUUCAGUACACAGCCUGGGACACAUCGAGUGGGGAUGAUGGAUCAGAUCUUGAGGAUGCUUUUGAGCUUCGAGGAUCACCCUCUUCUCAACAUGAAGAGAAAGAGCCAGAGGUGACCAAAGUCAAGGCUGAAAAGUCGGACAAGACAUGGUUUGAAGAAAGUAAGGAAAUGUAUGACAAUGGUGAUGUGGACACAAAGAUUACUUGUGGCAUGGGGAUGGAUGUGGAGACUGAGAGCAUCGAGGCCAAGCAGUAUCAACAGACCAGGGCUCCUUUCUAUAGGCCCCUGGAACCCGACUUUGAGUUGAGACGACUCAUAGCAGCCAUGCCUGAGAAGUACAAGCGGUGUAAGAUUCAGUUUGAGGCAUCUCACAAGGCUGUGUGUAAAGUGUUGUCAGGAGGGGAAACCUACACUGAUAUUGAGAUUCACGGGAGGUCCAAGUGUGGCCAGACGUUCAAUAAUGAUGAGGUUUGUGUGGAGGUUCUGUCAGAGCCUCACUCCCAUCCUGUGUCUGGUCAUGUGAUAUACAAGAGGGCUGAGGAAGAUGACAAGGUGUAUGGACGUGUUGUUGGUGUCCUCAACAGCAACUUCAGGGAAGAGAGCCAUACAGUCAUGGCCUGUACGUGUGAUGAUGAUGAAGGGUUUCUGAUGCAUCCUCUUUGCAAAACUGUGCCAAAGAUUCAUGCCUUGAAUGGUGUUACAAAGAAGAAAUACCCUUCCUUGUCCAAAUACAGGAUUGAUACAUAUGAAAUCAAUGAGAAUGGACAACUCCGAUACAAGAAAUAUUUUGAUGUGAAACCAGGACUUAGAGGAAGGUAUGUGUUCCUGGUCGUCUAUCUCACCUGGGGCAUCCACCAUGUGUACCCUCUUGGAGCAGUGGUAGACAUCAUUGAGUGUGGCACCGACUUCAAUGGAGGUCUCAAGAUCCUGGAAAUGCAAUAUCAGGUUCCGACCUACUUUUCUCAAGACACAGUUACUCAUAUUGGUAAAAUUCUGAAGAAGCGAGACACUGUUCUUGCUGAUGACAGAGUUGACUGCACAGGGCUUGAAGUUUUCACAAUAGAUCCUGCACAUUCAAAAGACUUAGAUGAUGCUUUGAGUAUCUCUGCCAAGGAUGACCACUAUCUGAUUGGAGUUCACAUUGCUGACGUGGCCUCAGUGGUGAAGAAAGGGGACCCUGUUGACAGUGAGGCACAGAAGAGAGCCACAAGCUUCUAUCCAUGCGAGUCCAGGACUCACAACAUGUUGCCUGAACCACUGAGUGAGGGCAUGUGUAGUCUGCUACCAAAUGAAGAAAGACUUGCAUUGUCCAUUUUCUUUCACAUUGAAAAAUCAGGAAAGCUUGUAAAGGAACCAACAGUCAUGAAAACAAAGAUUAAAUCUUCCUGCAAGUUGUCAUAUGAAGAUGCUCAGAAAGUUAUUGAAAAUGAGGAAGUGGAUCAUGUUUCACAAACUCUGAAAGACAAUAUCCAACUGCUUCAUGAAAUUGCCCAGAACUUGAGAAAGGACAGACUUAAAGAUUCUAGGUUUGCUGUUCCAUUUGAAGAUCCAAGAUUUAUUGAGACUGAAGUCAUAGAGCAGAAUAUUGAAGCCCAUGCACUCAUUGAAGAGUUCAUGAUCAAAGCCAAUACAUCCAUUGCUCAGUGGUUGAGAAAGAAGUUCCCAGAUUCCAUCCCCAUCAGAUGUCAGUCUCCACCAUCUACAGAGGAUGUCCAAAAGUUUGUCCACAGUGAGGAUAAGUUCCUGGACCUUGUUGUGAACCUGCAAGGACGAGAAGUCUUACCUGGCAGGACGGUGGCAUCAGGGAACUGGGUAGCCAAGGGCAACACAGUGAGAAAAGAGCUUUUGCCAGUCCAGAAGAACAUCUGGCUUCAGAUUCUUGAUGGAGUUCAUGAUGAAACCCUGACUAAAGCUGUAAGGAAUAUGUGCAAAGAUGAGGUCCACCCUUUCCAAGCAAUUGCUCUUCAACACUGGCGACAAAUCAUGGAAUCUGCAGAAUACAAAUGUUCAAUGCUCUCUGAAAAAGAGCUGAAUCACUUCUCUCUGAAUACAAAGAUGUAUACACAUUUCACAUCCCCUAUCCGGAGAUAUGUGGACCUCGUUGUACACAGACUGGUGCAUGCAGCUCUUGAUGGGAAAUCCUGUCCCUACUCAUCAUCAGAAAUAGCUGACAUUUGUGCCUAUAUCAAUGAUGCCACUUCCAGACAGAAACACUUCAGCAAUGGGUGCCAGGCUUUGAAGAGAGCUGCAAAGAUUUCGCAGAGGCCAAUGGUAUUUAAUGCUGUGGUGGACAAGGUCUCGGACAGUGGAGCAGAGCUCUGUAUCCCCUCUUUGAAGCAUGUGUCCAGCAGAAGCAAGGAAUUACCCUUCAACUUGAUGGACUUCAGUAAGAAACCAGAGGAGAAACAAGAUCCUUGGUCAACAAAGACAAUCGUCACAGGAAAAUGGAAGAAAAGGCUGUAUGACUGUACUGGAUGUCCAAGCCAGCUGAUGUAUUCAAAGAUGCUGGAAAAGCAGCAAGGAUUCAAACAGAAGCAACGGCCAAAACAAGUCGUGUCUAUUGUGAAUCCUAAUCAGCAUGUGUACUUUGUGGACACACAGACCUGGGCAAAGAUGUUGAAUGCAUUGUUCAGCCAGGACCACAAAGCAUUGAAGAAAAUGGUCAACAUUCAACCCAGAGAAGGACAAGAUUUGCCCACUGGAGCACCAGUGAGGGACAUGGUCACCUCAGAGCAUGGAGAUGGUUCCAUCAAGUUCCACCACUGCAAGUUUACUCUUUGCUUUACACCCGGACGUGUCAUCAAAGUUCAGAUGGUUGCUAAUCCAGAGAAGGGUUUACUCACUCCACAAGUGAGAUUGUUUCAGGUUUGCAAGAACCUCAGUCUGUGUCUCAGUCACAUGGAAGAUCCAGUUGGUGUGUUGAGUAAGUAUGCUACAGAAUCGACCAAAAAGAACAUUGAGUCAAUAUCUGAGUAUCAGAGAACAUGGCUGCCUCUUCUGGAAAUGGAAUCUGCGACAUCGGCAGUUCGUAGUGAAGAGAACAUCAUCAUCAACAAUGUCAACAUCGAAUUCAAACGCAACCAAGGUAAAACAAAAACCUUCUACAAAGGGACAUUCACUUUUCCCUCUAGUUUUGUGCAUGAAAGGUGCAUUGAGUUUGGAGGCAAACCUUUGGAGAAGUUGAAAGAAGAGGGAGACGACGAUGAUGAUGAAAGGGACAACUUUGGACGAAGGGAGUUCUCCUCAAUUGACUAUCUCUGCAUACGAAUCAAGAUUGACCAAAAUAGACCUGAGUCACGGGAAACCUAUGAUGAGGAGAUCUCAAACAAGGUCAUUGAAGUCCCUUGCCCACUGACAAAAGAAGGAAGGCAAACGAAAUCCUCAAAGAGGAGUAAGUCAUCAGAAAGGAGGAGGUCUAGGAGGAAAGCAGAGGCUGUUGAGUGUGCCUUGAAGAAGAGGAAGGUGUCUGAAGGAUGUGGAGCUGAUGUCUGUUCACAGGCAGACACCUACACGUGGGUCGGUCAUGCUCAGAUCAUGAAAGUGAGGAGAAAGAAAGACAAGGACAUGGAAUCAGAUUAUGUGACGGUCACAUUCAGCUUAAAUGCCAACAGUGGUCCUGUGCCAGACGAACUCUUUCCCAAGAGUACUGGCACUGUAGAGGUCAUCUUCAAGUCAGAAGUUGACAGACGUACAAUGAGAAUGAUACAAAGCUUGAGUGGAGACAAGUUAGAUUUAGCAAGCUGUGUUGCAUUGCACAGGAGGCCUCCUAAACUGGACAAGGACAGACUGGACUAUGGCAAGAAGAUGGAGAAAGAGGUCCCAGUCCAGGGUCUGCCUCUCAAUAACACCAAGCAGCACGAGGCCAUAGACCGGGCCCUCAGUUCCAGCUUCACCCUCAUCCAGGGGCCUCCAGGUACAGGUAAGACAUACACUGGGAUCAAGCUGGUGUACCUCUUCAACAAGAUCAACAAAUUCCUUCACCUGGAGGGUGUAGACGACCAGAAGAAACAGGUGCUUUUCUGUGGUCCGUCCAACAAAGCUGUGGAUCUUGUAGCAUUUCUGCUGUUAUGUCGACUUGGAGAUGCUUGUCCCAACAUCAUCCGCCUCUACGGCAGCAACAUCGUGGCUCAGGACUACCCUGUGCCCAAACGCAACUUCAUGUCCAAGAGGAGCAUGCGAGGCCUGCGAUCUGACCCCAGACUCUUCGAUGUGUCUCUCCACCACAUGAUACGACAGUCAGGCAAACCUCAUGCUGAGGAAAUAAGGAUGUAUGAUGCAUUGUUCAAGACCAAUCCAGAAGCCGUCACUCCGGGCCACAUCAAGAAGUAUGGGAAGCUGGUGUACAUGGCCUCAUGUGAAGAACUCAAGAAGUGCGAUGUGAUCCUCUGUACCUGCCCAGUCGGUGGGAAUAGGAAGGUGGUCCAGUCAACACGCAUCUUCCAGCUCAUCAUCGAUGAGAGUGCCAUGAGUCCAGAACCACAAAGCAUGAUUCCUAUCAUUGCCACCAAGGCCAAGCAGGUUGUCCUGAUAGGAGAUCACAAGCAGCUGCGGCCAAUUGUUCAGUGCAAGCAGGCUGCAGAAUUGGGGCUGGAUCAGUCGCUGUUUGAGAGGUUUGCUACUGAGGCUACAUUCCUCAACACUCAGUACAGGAUGCACCCUCGCCUCUGUGACUUCCCAUCAGAAGAGUUCUACGAUGGUAAACUUACCACAGGUCCAUCUUGGACAUGGAAGUGUGAGCCCCUGGCCGUGUGGCCGGUGCCGGAGGUUCCCCAUGUCCUGUGCCAUGUGGAGGGGGUGGAGGACAGCCUCAGUGUGUCCACAGAGGAGGGCAAUGAACAGUCCAAGUCCAACAAGGCAGAGGUGGACAAAGUGGUUGAGGUGUUCAGCUGGCUGGUUCAGAAGGGUGGAAUCUCCCCUCGCUACAUCAACAUCAUGUCGCAGUACAACGCCCAGUGUACCAAGAUACGCGAGGCUCUGUCCAAGUACCACCAUCAGAGUCUCAACGUCAACACUGUUGUGGCCAGCCAAGGAGGUGAGUGGGACUACGUGAUCUUCAGCACGGUACGCUCUCUGCCCCAUUACAAGAUAGAGAAGAACCCCACACUCGGCUGGAGCAAACACAACCUCGGCUUCAUCACUGAUGCCAACCAGAUUAACGUGGCGCUCACCAGAUCUCGUAGAGGACUCAUCAUCAUUGGUAAUGAGAACUUGCUGCGAAGUGACAAAAUCUUCAAGAGACUGAUCGAGAAGUAUGAGAAACAGGGAUGUUUGGUAGAUUGCAGCGACUUUCCGCGGAGAUACCGGCGAGAUCAUCAAAAACGACGACCUCCGAUUCCAGGAUUGGAGUGGAAAACAGCUUAAGUGCUGCACUUGUUGAAAGAACUGAACAUUCAAACAGUCCUGUUGGGAUGAAAAAGAAUUCAUUUCAUGGCUGUGUUGUGAAUCAGCUAUCAAUGACUGCGAAUUUUCGUCUUAGUGUAUUCAACAUUUUAGUGCUAUUUGUUUUAUUUCUAUUACCGAUACAAACAUCUGUAUGCACUGUUAUUGUGUUUUAAAUAUCAAGUGAAUGUCAAGUGAUUUGAAUAUCAUCUGACAAUUUUGGGUCCAAAAUGCAAUUUGUAAAAUAUAUAUUUUACUUAUUUUAAUUUUUAUUAUUGUUGUGUAAAUAUGUAUAUUUGUGAGUAAACUUUCAUGUAUUGUAGAAGCCUGCCCCAUUUGCCUAUUUAGAGAACAUGGUAGACACAUGUAUGUCAGGUAUCUUGGCAACCAGAAUAAAACACACACAUGCACACACACACGCACACACGCACACGCACACACACGCACACACACACACACACACACAGAGUUAUUUUCUGUGGUAUUCCGAAGAAUGUUUCAAAGGCAUGACUGAUCAUUUAGACUGAAAUAUUUACGUCAGGAUGAUUGAUUGAGGUUUUUUUGUUAGACAUGUUGAAUCUUCAUAUGCAUUUGGGGCCAAUAUUUGUUGUAAAAUACUUCUUUAUAUAAAUAUACACAUGUAUGUAUUCCAACUUUUUGUAAACACCAUAACACCAUAAAGCCUUUGUAAUGAAAAUGGAUGUCACACCAUUUAAUAUUUGGUUGACUCUGAUGAUGAUGUAACUGUACAUAAUUUUGACAUAUGUUUCUUAUUGUACUGGAUCUUGCCAUCUGUGUUCUUAGUGGGUACUUGUUACGACUCUUGCCAUCCUUGUAAUUAGGGCUGUCACGAUACAGGUACCCCAUGAUACGAUACGUAUCUGGACUUUAAGGUCAAGAUACGAUACGUAUCUCAAUACAGCAAUACCGACUUUAUAUGCGUAUAUUUAGAAGCAACCUUUUUAAUUACAUAUCACAUUCACAAUUAUGUGUUCUAACCACUAUCAGUUGAUGAUUUUGUAAAAUAAUAAUACUUAGAAAAGGUUGAUUCUGUUUAUUCAAACAAGUGUCAGAAACUAACAAAUUUUCGUAUGUGUCAAAUUCGGAAAAUAUGAUGAUAUUUCGAUUCGAAUAGAAAAAUCAAUCGAUACGCGAACAAAUGGAUACUGAUUUCAAUAAAAUUUUGUAUCAAUAUAUAUUUACAUGUAUCUCCUAUUGUAUCGUGAGAAUUAUCUACCAAUCCAUUGGUACAAUCAGUGAAUCGUGACAUCCCUACUUGUAAUCUCCCUUGAGGAAUGGUCAGCCCCUCAAGCAAGGCCACAUUUUAUAGUUUUCAUACACUGCUAUGAACAAUCUUGCUCAAAGAUAUGUAUAUUCCUCCAGAGCCUUUCUAUAGUUUUGUACCAAAAUAUAUUCACUAUAUCUUUGUAGCAUCUCACUCAAAAUGUAAAUAUAUACACUGUACCAAGUGAUCAUCUCAAUCAUGACGUAAAGACAUUUUGUACCAAAUGAGCAUCCCUCGGGGUGGUGGGAUAGCCUAGUGGUUGACUUGACAGAUCAAACGUGUAGGUUCUAUUCCCACAAAGGUGGUUAAAGACCUGGUUUCGAUUCCCCACAUGGGUACAAUGUAUGAAGCCCAUUUCUGGUGUCCCCCGCCGUGAUAUUGCUGGAAUAUUGCAAAAACCAUACUCACUCACUCACUCUUGCCACAAUUAUUUAGAGUGUGAAGCAUUCAGUGUGUCCAUCACCAUGUAUGAUAAUGCUUUCACUGCAAGACAAGACUCAUUCUUUGUUCUAAUCCAUGACAAAAUGAUGAAAAAAAAUGUCUCUUUUUGUAAAAUAUCCAAUGACAAAAGUCUUGUCGCAGUACAGAUACCAUUCUUUCCUCCUGGCAUCCCAAUAAAAAGAAUGACAAAAAAAACAAUUUUGUUUGUAGGCAUUGCAUUAUGUGUCCAGUGUGAAACCGAGAUGGGGUUUCAAUAUGGGUAAUUUCUGUGUUGCACUGGAUGAGCUUGAAGAUAGCAAAUGUUUGUGUGACCAGAUUCUAAACUACCACAACUAAUUUGGAGCAAGAAACAUGUCAGUGAAGCAUAUGUAUGCCAUUGUGUGUGUGACGUAAAUGUCUUAUAAGACCAACAGCUGUAGUUUAAAAAGUGCUGGUCUUGAUAUGAAGUUUUAUGAUUAUGUUGGGUUUUUUACUAUAAUAUCAAUAGGCCAUAACUAUGAUAUCGAUCUUUAUUGCAUGUGACCCUUAUGUAGUCCAAUCUGGUAAAAAGUCUUUAACAUGUGUCAUACAUAUUUAAUAAUAUUGAUACAUGCAGCUGAUGCACUUACAUCUGUUGUGGAGGCGGUAAGGUAGGAUGAUGGGUCAAGCAAUGCUCAUAUGGCCUGGGUCCGAGUUUGAUUCCCAUGGAUUUGAAGCUGAUUCUUGGUGUCCCGUGCUGGAUUUUGAUUGGAUUUUUGCUAAAAGCAACAUAAAAUAAUCAUCAUUUCUGUAGUGCCAUGUGUUUGUAUUCUUCGGAUGUGCCAAUAAUGUUUGUGUGCUUUGUCAACUUGCAUGUCUUUCACAGUGUAUUAUAUUAGAUGUGUCUCACUGAGUUUAUCAUGUGCAACAUGUAUAUGUAUAUAUUUUCAUUUAUAUUUUAACUAUGUUGAUGUUGGACCCUGAACUCUGUCCCUAAACUCAGAAUCUUAUGAUGACAUUACUUACUUUGUUAAACAAGGAUUGUACGAAAACAUGUGUUCUGUUCUUUUGAACGACUCUAUUAAAUUGCCAAAAUGAGUUCCUAUUAGUAUGUAGAAUCUUACUUCCAUAUCUUCAUUGGGAGUAUGGGAAAUGUUUCAGUAGAAAUGUAUUUUAUUGUUAUUUGUUGUGUCGAAUAUCAAUAUUCCUUCAAUUGUGUUUAAUGUGUUGACAUUGAAAAUUGACUCAUAUCUUCAUUAAUGUCUGAAGAAUCUUUGUAUUGGGGAUAUUACAUCAAACGACUUGCCUGUCUCUACUCAAAAUAUCUAAAAUCUAAAAUAUCUAAAAUAUUAUAAGGAUGGAUGCACGUGGGUUUCUUAUUUGAGAUAUUGUUCACUUACUGUUAUUAGUAUUAUUAACUGAAUCUUUUCACUAGUUACAGUUUUACCCUCAUCAUAUUCACUCAUUGGUUUUUUAUCAUUGUGAUGUUGUUUAGGAACAUACACUUACUGUUAUUAGUAUUAAACUUAUUAACCAAUUUGCCAUCUUUUCACUAUUACAUUUUAACCUUCGUCACACUCAAGUUAUGCAACCAUAUCAUAAUGUAAUAUGACAAAAACUGUGAUUUUUCCAUUCUCCAUUUUGUUAAUCCUAUCACUACUGAAAGGUCUGGUUGAAUCUUGUUCCUACAUUAGGUAGUGUUAAAUGUCUGAGGCCUGCAUCACAUCAGGCUUCCCUCCCACAUCAAGCUGACCUGCUGUGAUAUAACUGGAAUACUGUUCAAAGUGGCGUCAGCCCAAACUCACUCACUCUGUAUCAAGCUCAGCUCCAUAAAAACUUGAUGGUUGUUGUGUUGAAAAUGACUGCCUUAGAUUCUAUGUUUAUUUCUUAAAAAAGGAGAAGGAAUUCUUCACUAAUCGUAUUUCUUGUUUUAUCCUGUUUCAGAAUUUGCCCAAAAAAUUAAAUUUGAUGCAAAAUAUUUAUUCGUACUUAAAUCGGUCCCUCAGUUGUCAUUACAUGUAUAUCAAAUCUGAAUUCCUUCCAUCAUCAACCAUGUCUGACAGGGAUGUUUCAUGAAAAUGCAUCAUAGACAUUGUAAAUUUAAAUAUCUAAUUGGUCCAAAAAUCUUUUGACAUUUCAAAUUAUAUUUCUCCAACAAUAAAACAUUCUCCAUGUCACCCAUGUGAUAAUGGACACGAACAAUCAGAGAAGGGCUGAAGUGUUGUGAAUCUUUUGUCCAGAUUAGAUAUAGUUAAUCAUCCAAUACAUUCCAUUAUACACAUCAUGUAUAUCCCCUGUCAUCGUCCACCGAUAUUGACAGCAUUGUCCACGUUUGAACCCGUCCAUUUAUAUUUUGUACAAAAGACUCAUGUAGUAUUGCAUACAUGCACAUCUUCUCUGGGGAUAUACCGCAUCAUCCUCUUAUAUGAUUAAUAAUUAUUGUUAUAUGUAGAUAAGGUAACAGGUUUACUUCAACAAAUAUUUUUAUUUUUUAAAUUUUUUUAUUACUCUUUUGUUAGAGCUACAUAAUUAUCUCCGUGAAAACAAUUAUGCCAAUUAGCAGUUAGUAAGGCUGUGUGUGGUCACAUGUAGGUGACAUGACAGCUGUUAUAUGAGGUAAGAAUUCAUCCUUGCACCUUCAUAUAUACUCACUGGUAAUAAACAUUUAUGUAUCACUACAAUCGUUCACAGUAACUUUAAGACGCAAACAUCUUUUACUCUACUUUUGUUUGGAGGAACUCUACUCUUUCCACUGUUUGGUUAACAAAUUUGUUAUUGAAUUGUUUGUGUAUGUAAACAAAAAAAAUUCCGUUUAUUUUAGAGAUUUUUCCUUCAUUUAGCACCUUGAUGUGAAUCAUCUUUGCUGUAAUAUCAAGUAAAGAAACAACCUUUUGUGCCAUGCUUUGACUACUCAGUUGGCGAUGCUUUCACAGAAAAGUAUUCGGUAAAUCAACAGUUAAUUUUCUUUUAUGACUUUAAAACAUUGACCUUUGAGAUCUUAUUAUUUAAUGAGAAGUAAAUAUGUGCCAUAAUUAUUCUUAUAUGUGUUUAUAUAUGUUUGUCAGUUUCCACAAAGGGAAAUAAAGUUUUUUCAUCUU